Molecule: messenger RNA, 336 nt
Organism: Entrophospora sp. SA101
Lineage: Eukaryota; Fungi; Glomeromycota; Glomeromycetes; Entrophosporales; Entrophosporaceae
Source: the annotation of a GenBank genome assembly
UUAUUCAUAGUUCUUGAGGCGUCGAAAUUAGAUGCGUUGAAAUCACCGAUUGAUGAAAGACCUGAAUGGAUAUCGAAAUGGUUUGAUUGUAUAGUUGAUGGAAAUGGCCAAGACGUGUGUUCACAAUAUUCAAUUCCCAACAUACCAAGCAUUAAUACAUAUGUAAUGGCAGAAGGUGUCAUUGCAUCAUUGGGCAUUUUGAUGUUUAUAAUAUUUGGCACUUCAAAGAAUUUAUGGAUGGAAUGGAAGGAUUUGUUGACUAAGGGAUUUAAUUUUAAAAAAAGUGAUGUAAUGAGUUUCUAUGACACAGAACAUAGCCAGCAUGAAGAAAGUUGA